This is a messenger RNA of Talaromyces stipitatus ATCC 10500, 587 nucleotides long. RefSeq lists its product as uncharacterized. NCBI's taxonomy places the organism in Eukaryota, Fungi, Ascomycota, Eurotiomycetes, Eurotiales, Trichocomaceae. The transcript has 2 exons. The record is from RefSeq and is a predicted model, not a curated record. Bases 97 to 474 code for a protein of 125 amino acids.
AGGGCACUUCCGGUCCAUUACUACCAUUACUACCACACUCCGCCAGACUUUAUACAGGACUACUCGUAUACAUACCGAAUUAUUAUACGACCAAAAAUGAGCAACAGACAAGAGCGAGAGGCCGAGGACCGCUACGAAGCGGAGAACGAUGCCUCACCUGUCCCAGGAUUCGAGGUAGACAAUUCAUACGUCGGCGAGACCAACUCCAACUUGAGAAACGUCGUGCCCGUUCAGAACGACGAAGCCGGUUACGAUGAUCCAAUGCAGCCACCAUACUCGAACACGGAUGAGCAACUGGCCCAAGACGAGCGUGAGGCAAUUGACCAAUCGAAUAUCCUCGGAGGAGACAGAUUGCGACACGCUAAGCCGCGCUCGAGGAAUGCAUAUAAUGAAGGGCCCGGCGAGGAUGACCUACCCAGCGUCGUGAGCCAAGGUCAGUCGGGCCGAUCUGCUGCAGGUCGAGCGGUCGAGUAAUGGUUGAGUCAUGUUUGUCUGUUCUUUUGAGUGCUUUCCUGCUGAUGUCUGUGUUAUGAACGUAUUGUACAAUAUAUGAUAGCUGCAAUCUAGUCUUUUUUUGAGUUGUUUCC